CGUUAUGCCGCAAGCAGCACAGAUGGCGCAUAAGUAGCCUUGUCAAGUCAAGAAAGCACGUUUUGAUUUGAUAUUUUUUAAGAUAUAAGAAAAGUUCCACUUUUGCCGGCUACAUUCCUAUUUAAAAAUGAACAAUAUACUAAAAAUUACAUUAAGAUUGAAUGGACUGAGAUCGUUGUUAAAUCCAAUUAGAAACGGAGCACUUUCUUCAACAAACCAGCAAAGACAAUUUGCGAGAAAUAUUUGGUAUAUGAGCAACACCCAAAAUGAUUUCAUUAAAGAAGUAGAACACAGUCAGUUAUGCAGUUGCGGCUGUGGUAGCAAAAGAGGUGCCCAUACUAAAGCUGAAAAGGAGCUUGUGGAAUUUCUAACAGAAGAAAUUUUGGCUGAAAGAAAGGCCCAAAAAGUUAAAACUAUUCCUGCAGAAAUAAGUGGUUUCAAAGCAAAUCUAAAUGGAGCUGAAGUUACAUUAUCUAAAGUAGUUGGUGAUGAAACAAUCAAGAUAAUUUUUAAUGUCAAUCACAGUGUGGACAGUGAUGUUGAACCUGAAGUGGGCGAAAAUAUGGAUAAACCAGAGCUUGGUGAAUUAAAGUCCAAACCAUCAUUUAAAAUAGAAUUAUUAAGAGGACAAACUACAAUAAGUCUGCUGUGUUCAUUUGUUGGAACUAAUGAACAAGAAGAAGGAUAUAAUGAUGUAUUUGGCAUCGAUGAAAUUAGUAUUUAUGAUGGAGAGUGGAAUGAAAAUGUAUAUUCAGUGUCUGGAGAAGUUUUGGAUUCGUAUUUAUAUGAUCUUCUAUUGAAUUACUUGGAAGAAAAAGGAAUCUCGAAUGAAUUUGUAGAAAAAUUAUCAAACUUUAGUACAUCCUAUGAACACAGUGCAUACAUUGGACUUCUGGAAGGGCUGUCUAAAUUUGUUGCUGGAAAGUAGAUACCAAAUGAGUAAAAGUAUUUCGUUCAUAUUUGUUAAGUAAUGCGUUUUUAAUAAAUAAUUAAGAAUAUAA
Psylliodes chrysocephalus is the source of this 1001-nucleotide messenger RNA. Lineage: Eukaryota; Metazoa; Arthropoda; Insecta; Coleoptera; Chrysomelidae. The record is from the annotation of a GenBank genome assembly.